This is a messenger RNA of Magnolia sinica, 819 nucleotides long. Its product is annotated as 14 kDa proline-rich protein DC2.15-like. The coding region runs from base 41 to 496 and encodes 151 amino acids. The transcript has a single exon. Lineage: Eukaryota; Viridiplantae; Streptophyta; Magnoliopsida; Magnoliales; Magnoliaceae. The record is from RefSeq and is a predicted model, not a curated record.
CACAUCUUCUACUACUACGACAAGGUGUAGGUGUUUGGAGAUGGCCUCAGAGAGCUCAGCAUCAACUGCCCUUUUCCUCUCCAUCAACCUUCUCUUCUUUGCCUUUGCCACUGCUACUAACAGCAGCCCAUGCCCACCUCCACCUACCCCAAAGCCAAGGCCCACGCCCAAUCCGAACCCAAAACCCACCCCAACUCCCACACCUUCAAGACCCACCCCAACUCCCACACCUACAAGGGGUACAUGCCCUAGAGAUGCACUGAAGCUGGGCGUAUGCGCCAAUUUGCUAGGGUUGGUGAAUGUGGUUGUGGGGUCCCCACCAACACUCCCAUGUUGCUCCCUGAUCCAAGGGCUUGCUGAUCUCGAGGCGGCCAUAUGUCUGUGCACUGCCAUCAGAGCCAAUGUCCUAGGCAUUAACCUCAAUAUUCCAGUCUCCCUGAGCUUGGUCUUGAACAACUGUGGGAGAAAGGUCCCAUCUGGGUUUGAAUGUUCCUAGCCAUUGGCAGUGACACUCCCUUUCUAUAUUUCUCUUACUAUGUGUUUUGAUGCAUUUGAAUAAAGAAAUUCUCAACACUUUGUUAUAGUUGGGAAAGGAUUUCUCAUAUGUAGCUAGUACUAUAGGUUGGGAUGAAAUAAGAUGUAUUGAUUUGAUUAUGUUAUUGGAAUUAAAAAGCUACUUUGCCAUGGUUUUUUUUUUUUUUUUUUGCCAUGUGUUGGCUUCGUGUUUCAAUUUCACUUUCUAAACUUAUGUGUGGCAUGCAUGCAUGAGAUCUGGACCAUUCAUUUGUUGGGCUUAAUUGGAUGGCCAUAACCACACAC